AGCUCCGGCCCCGGACAUAGAAGCUGCCGAGAUGUUGAUGCCCAAGAAGAACCGAAUUGCCAUUUAUGAACUCCUUUUCAAGGAGGGAGUGAUGGUGGCCAAGAAGGAUGUCCACAUGCCCAAACAUCCUGAGCUGGCAGACAAGAAUGUGCCCAACCUUCACGUCAUGAAAGCCAUGCAGUCUCUCAAAUCACGAGGGUACGUAAAGGAACAGUUUGCCUGGAGACAUUUCUACUGGUACCUUACCAACGAGGGCAUCCAGUAUCUCCGUGAUUACCUCCACCUGCCCCCCGAGAUUGUGCCUGCUACUCUGCGCCGCAGCCGCCCUGAGACUGGCCGACCACGGCCCAAAGGUCUGGAGGGAGAGCGACCUGCAAGACUCACACGAGGGGAAGCUGACAGAGACACCUACAGACGAAGCGCUGUGCCCCCUGGUGCCGACAAGAAAGCUGAGGCUGGGGCUGGGUCAGCAACUGAGUUCCAGUUUAGAGGCGGAUUUGGUCGCGGACGUGGUCAGCCACCUCAGUAAAGUUGGAGAUGUUUUGUGUUGAAUAAAUUUGUAGCCAGAAAAAAAAAAAAAAAAAAAAA
Molecule: messenger RNA, 588 nt
Organism: Zalophus californianus (California sea lion)
Lineage: Eukaryota; Metazoa; Chordata; Mammalia; Carnivora; Otariidae
Product: 40S ribosomal protein S10
Exons: 1
Coding region: 32-529 (165 amino acids)
Cellular component (GO): cytosolic small ribosomal subunit
Molecular function (GO): structural constituent of ribosome; RNA binding
Source: RefSeq, a predicted model, not a curated record